AUGCAUAUAAUCCAUCAUCAAUUGUUCAGUCCCCAUUAAUAUCACACACACACACACACACACACACACACACACACAAGACAGAGACAAGACAAGAGUGCCCAAAAUCAAACAUCGAAUAUUAAAACUUCAUACCCCAAAUUUUCAGUCAGACUCGUAUUGACCAUUCCUCUCACGGCGUUUUUGGGUGAUUGAUUUUGGAGAUGAGCAAAGAACACCCACCGGAGACUCUUGAUUUCUUCAUUUGGACUGUUGAGGAUGUUGGUUUGUGGUUGGAAGAGAUAAAUCUCGGUAGUUACCGCCAGAUUUUUAAAGAAAAUGGUGUCAACGGAGAAUACCUGGAAAGUAUGUCCAUGUUUACCACUGAGCAGAUCCUUCGGUUUAUAAGACGAUGCCACAUGAAAUGGGGUGACUUCAUCACCCUGUGCAAGGAGCUCAGGCGGAUUAAAGUGGCUUGCUUGAAAGGGGAUCAAAAGGUCCGCCGGCCAUGGUGGGCUCCUUCUUGCCUCUCGAUACUCUUUAUCAAGGUGGUGAGACAGAACAGACAGUCACGAGUUGUUUCCUUGAAGCUGGAACAGUGAUGCAAGAUAUGCUUUAUGUGAGGGUACUUGUUCAUGAUUAUGUAUUUAGUGGUGUCAAUUGUGCUCGAAGGCCACACUCCAAUUCCUGCUUUUGUGUUUGGUGCUUCAUGCCUAGCUGAAUGUUAGCUCAUGUGUCUUGUUCUGCUAUAGCUGUUGAGGGAGAUAGUUGUAUCGAAUUGCAAUUACUCUCACAGAAGAUUUUCAUGAUCGGCUUUUCUUCUCUUUCACUUUUUUUUUCUUUAAUAAGAGUAUAAAGAGAGAGAAAAUUCAAUGUAAGCAAGUCAAAAUACAACUAGUGACUUGUUCUAAUUUGGCCUUCCCCCCC
Molecule: messenger RNA, 906 nt
Organism: Juglans microcarpa x Juglans regia
Lineage: Eukaryota; Viridiplantae; Streptophyta; Magnoliopsida; Fagales; Juglandaceae
Exons: 5
Coding region: 204-581 (125 amino acids)
Molecular function (GO): protein binding
Source: RefSeq, a predicted model, not a curated record